Helianthus annuus (common sunflower) is the source of this 1975-nucleotide messenger RNA. RefSeq lists its product as uncharacterized. The transcript is spliced from 6 exons. Bases 241 to 1872 code for a protein of 543 amino acids. The record is from RefSeq and is a predicted model, not a curated record. NCBI's taxonomy places the organism in Eukaryota, Viridiplantae, Streptophyta, Magnoliopsida, Asterales, Asteraceae.
UCAACACAACUGUCAAAGUGUAGCAACUUCCAUUUUAAACAAAACAGUGAAAUCACCAUUAUCCUUCUUGUCUCUUUCCUCCUCCCUCCACCGAUCUUCGUGUCACCAUUUCUCUUCCACUAACGCCAUCUUUCCAAUUUCCCAAUGUUAGAUUCUCUUCUCUUCUCUUCUCUUCACUCACUAUUUCAUCCGACAAUUCACAAUCCUAACACUUAAUCACUCAACGUCUCACAACUAACAAUGCCGGAGUUUGCAUUUCACGAUCACCCUAACCGCCGUUUACGAUCAACCUACGGCGGACCAACCGCCAGUGAUGCUAGUCCUGACUCUUCAAUAUUCACUCUGUUUUCUUCUUCGGCUUCCGGUUCUGCUAGCAUUGAACGUUGUUCGUCAGCUUCAGAUGUUCUCGAUCACGACUCUCGACUCUCCGAUAUGUUACCGCAUUCUUCGUCCGAAAGAGGUUCAGAUCCAGACCCGAAAAGGAAAUCCACAGUACGUAACAAUGGUGGUCCCUACUUGAUAGGGAAGAAGGUGGACAAAGUGGAAGCUAUAAAGGAAUACCUUGAUGAAGAAACCGAUGCAGAGAAUCAAACAGUUUGUUCAGCAAGAAGCUCUUUCUCUUAUAAAGAUUGUGAAAAGCGGAAGUUAAGAUCUGAAAUUCUGCUACGGAAAUCUGAUCGGAGAAGACCCGCAAGUUUGGAUCUGAACGGUCAAACCAUGAACGUCACUAGCUCUUCGCCGCGAUUAGGAUCAACCGUGAAAACCUCUCGAAGAAGAGGCGCGUUUCCAAGCCCGGGGACACCAAACUAUCAUCUUGCAACUGUUGGUGUUCAGAAAGGUUGGAGUUCAGAACGUGUGCCGUUGCAUACAAGUACUAACCGGAGCACAUCGAUGCCGUAUAAUAAUGGAAAGACGUUGCCUUCCAAAUGGGAAGAUGCGGAGAGGUGGAUAGUUAGUCCAGUUGCCGCAGACAAUGGUUUGAAGCCUUCGGUUCAACAGCAAAAUCGACCAAAGUCAAAGAGUGGACCGCUUGGACCUCAUGAUGCUGCAUGCUACUCUGCGUACUCUCCUGCAGUGGCUAAUUUUGUCACUGAAUCACCACAUUUGACCGGAGUAAAUGUGGAUUAUAAUUCGUUGAUUCAGUACCAAAGUGGGUUUGAAAAUAAUGGGAACUUUUCUUCGCUGAUGGAUCAUUGUAUUGCAAGGUCAGUAAGCAUACAUGGCUGCUCUGAGUUGCUGGGCCAUUCACAGUUGCGGAUUACUCAAGAUGAAAAAAUUGGUUGUUCAAUAGACGCUGCAACCAAUGUGUCUCGUGAUGUAUCAAGGAGAGAUAUGGCAACCCAAAUGAGCCCCGAGAGUAGCCCCUGUUCGUCUCCAAGAAAAAGUACCUCUAGCUCUAUCCUGGCCAUAUAUACGCAGCAUGUUUAUUCUUCUAAAUCAGAUAUCAGAGAUGUACAGGUGGAUGAUCAAGUCACUUUGACUCCAUACACUAAGAAAAGUAGUGGUCAAAGUUCAGGUAAGGGGUCAAACAUUGUAGUUGACUGGAAAGACGAAGGUUCGGAGAUGAUAAAGAGCCUCUCGAAGGUUCAGAGGGAGGAAGCUAAAAUUACUGCUUGGGAGAACCUGCAAAAGGCGAAAGCAGAUGCGGCGAUUAGGAAACUCGAGAUGAAAUUGGAAAAAAAGAGAUCGUCAUCAAUGGACAGGAUUAUUCAUAAACUACAGUCAGCUCAGAAGAAGGCUCACGAAAUGAGAGAGUUAGUAUCAUCUAACCAGCCUCACCAAGUUGCUAAAUCUUCACACAAGACCGUGUCGCUCAUCAAGACUUGCAAUGUACGUUUCUUGACCGGCUGCUUUACGUGCCCUGCUUUUUGACAAACUAUCUGUAUUUGUUUUAAUCUAAUCAAGUUCUCUGUAUUUGUUUUAAUCUAAUCAAGUUCUAGUUUCGAACAUUAAUAAAUCAUGCGUCUUGAAUACA